Messenger RNA from Coregonus sp. 'balchen', 936 nucleotides. NCBI's taxonomy places the organism in Eukaryota, Metazoa, Chordata, Actinopteri, Salmoniformes, Salmonidae. The record is from the annotation of a GenBank genome assembly.
AUGUGGUGUGGGAAGCGGCGUUGCUCGUCCUCGGAGGUGCUGCUGAGUGUCCUGUGUCUGACCCUGCUGGCGGUGUGUGUCAGCCUCAUUAUCAUCAGCUGGCUCGCCUUGCAGACUGACCGUGAGAAAAUAGUUUUGUUUUCUUUCCUCCUAACCCAUUUCUGUCAUUAAAACGGUCAAUAUAUUUGUUUAGAAAUCAAAUGUAAUAUUGUAUACUGCAUAUGACUUUUGGGUAAAACAUAUCAAUUUUCCACUCCAUAGUUUUGUUUCUGAUCUGUUGGUCAUGUAUAGAGUGAAAGGUGUCAGUCACUGACAGUAUGUGUGUUUGUCCCAGUGGACCAGGGUGGACUAGGUGAGACUGAGUCUGUGUUCAGUGGGAGGCUGGUCAUUACGAGGGGUGCUGUGUUUACUAAGGAGCUGAGAAACAGGAACAGUCUGCAGUUCAAGUCCCUGGCCUUCGACACAGAGCAUCUGGUAUGUCGGGAUUCCAUACACAAAUGAAUCGUUCUCCUGUCCACUCUCCUACACACUUUAGUCAUAAAUUAUAAAUACUAUAUUUUCUCACAGAUAUCUGACGCUUACGGCCGUGGCUCCCUCAAUAAUGACUUCAAGGCCUGUGAAGUUUUCGAUUUCAGGUGAGACAGUAUGUGUAUAAUGAUAUUUACAAAUGACAACCUCAUAGCAUAGUGACAUAUACUGAAAGUGACAAUGUCAUUAUACAAUUUCUGACCAUAAAUCCCCCCAUGUGACAGCAAUGGCAGUGUGGUGGUGAACUUUGACCUGCAGUUCCGUCAGAGUGUGGAGGUGAAGGAGGCAGAGCAGCAGUUGGUGGCUGGGCUUCAGAGCACUGGGGGCCUGGUGGUUGACAAAAAUAACAUCCAGGUCACAGGUAUAGGUGUAAAACAACCUACCCACACCUUACAUACCGGUACAUGA